GCCCGCCGCGCCGCGCCGCGCCGCCGGCCCCAAAUGGAUUAUCUGCGGCUGGUGCUCUCCUGCCUCGUCCCCCUGCACGGCUGCCUGGCCGCCGGCAGUGCCCCAGAGCUGCUCCUGUCCGGCAAACUCAGCGAGUAUGGUGUGAUCGUUCCCUUCAGCGCCGAUUGCCGGGGUCGCUUCCUCUCGCACGUGGUGUCCGGCGAGGCGGCGGGGAUUGGCGAAGCCGCCUGUCCCCCGUCCCUGCGCCCGUCCCGCCGCCGUGUCCCACGCAGCCCCCCAGAUGAGUCCCCCCAGCGCCGCGGGGCCGGCGGCCGCUUGCUCUACUUCAACGUCACGGUUUUCGGGAAGGAGCUGCACCUCCGGCUGAGGCCCAACCGGCGGUUGGUGCCGGUGGGCGCCGUGGCCGAAUGGCAGGAGGAUUUUGAGGUGCUUUUCCGGGAACCCCUCCAACAGCGGUGCCUUUUCACCGGCGACAUCUCCGGCAUGCCCGGAGCCGCCGUGGCCAUCAGCAACUGCGACGGACUGGCUGGCCUGAUUCGGACAGACAGCAACGAGUUCUUCAUCGAGCCCCUGGAGAGGGGGCAGCAGGAGACGGAGGAGCACGGGAGGGCACACGUGGUGUACCGCCGGUCGGCCAUCCGACAGGACGGCGCCGAGCCCCGCCAGGACCUCCACCCCAAAGCGCCCGGCGUGCGGGUGGGCGAUCUCCCCAACUCCCUGGAGCUGAUGACGGAGCGGCUGGGGGACGCGGAGCGCAAGAGGCGUCACGCCAGGAAGGACGACUACAACAUCGAGGUCUUGCUGGCGGUGGACGACUCGGUCGUACGCUUCCACGGGAAGGAGCACGUCCAGAACUACGUCCUCACCCUCAUGAACAUAGUGGAUGAAAUUUAUCACGACGAGUCCCUGGGCGUUCACAUCAACAUCGUGCUGGUCAGGAUGAUCAUGGUGGGAUACCGCCAGUCAGUCAGCCUGAUAGAGCGAGGGAACCCGUCUCGGAGCUUGGAGCAGGUCUGCCGCUGGGCUCAUUCGCAGCAGCGCUCCGACCCGGAGCAUGCCGAGUACCAUGACCACGCUGUAUUCCUCACCAGGCAAGAUUUUGGUCCCGCAGGUAUGCAAGGCUACGCACCGGUGACGGGGAUGUGCCACCCGCUCCGCAGCUGCACCCUCAACCACGAAGACGGCUUCUCCUCGGCAUUCGUUGUCGCCCACGAGACUGGCCAUGUGUUAGGCAUGGAGCACGAUGGCCAGGGCAACCGCUGCGCCGAUGAGACCAGCAUGGGGAGCAUCAUGGCACCGCUGGUCCAGGCCGCCUUCCACCGCUACCACUGGUCCCGCUGCAGCAAGCAGGAGCUCAACCGCUACAUUCACUCCUACGACUGCCUCCUGGACGACCCCUUUGAGCACCAGUGGCCCACGUUACCCGAGCUGCCGGGCAUUAACUACUCCAUGGACGAGCAGUGCCGCUUCGACUUCGGUGUGGGCUACAAAACGUGCACGGCGUUCCGCACCUUCGAUCCCUGCAAGCAGCUGUGGUGCAGCCACCCGGACAACCCUUACUUCUGCAAAACCAAGAAGGGGCCACCCUUGGACGGGACCGAGUGCUCUCCGGGCAAGUGGUGCUUCAAGGGUCACUGCAUCUGGAAGACGUCGGAGCAGCCUUACAGCCAGGACGGCAGCUGGAGCUCCUGGUCCAAGUUCGGCUCGUGCUCCAGGACCUGUGGGGGAGGCGUGCGCUCACGCAGCCGGAGCUGCGACAACCCGCCCCCGGCGUAUGGCGGGCGCCACUGCCCAGGAGCCACCUACGAGUACCAAGUGUGCAACGCCGAGGAGUGCCCGGGGCCCUACCAGGAUUUCCGUGCCCAGCAGUGCUCCAAGCGCAACUCCUACUACACCCACCAGAACAGCAAGCACGCCUGGCUUCCCUACGAGCAUCACGACGAUGCUCAGAAGUGUGAGCUGAUCUGCCGGUCCGAGGGAACGGGGGACGUGGUGUUCAUGAAUCAGGUUGUUCACGACGGUACCCGGUGCAGCUACCGAGACCCCUACAGCAUCUGCGUCCGGGGCGAGUGCGUGCACGUUGGCUGUGACAAGGAGGUCGGCUCCCUGAAGCAGGACGACAAGUGCGGGGUCUGUGGGGGGGACAACUCCCACUGCCGGACGGUGAAGGGCACGCUGGCCAAGACCCCCAAGCAGCCGGCAGGUGUUUUGAAGAUGUUUGAGAUUCCAGCCGGGGCGAGGCAUCUUCAGAUAGAAGAGGUGGAGCCGGCAUCCCACAGCAUCGCUGUUAAGAAUCAAGCCACAGGUAACUUCAUCCUUAACGCCAAGGGCAAAGAAGCCAAAAGCCAAGUGUUCAUUGAGAUGGGCUUGGAGUGGGAAUACACCGUUGAACAUGGCAAGGAGAGCCUGAAAACCAGCGGUCCUCUGCACGAGGCCAUCAGCGUUUUGGUCAUCCCUCAGGAGGAGGAGGCGAGGAGCAGCCUGAUGUACCGGUACAUCAUCCAUGAAGACCUGCUGCCCAUGAUCGGAAACAACAACGUCCUGCUUGAGGAGAUGGAUUCCUACGAGUGGGCCCUCAAGAGCUGGUCUCAGUGCUCCAAGGCGUGCGGAGGAGGCAUCCAGUACACCAAGUACGGCUGCCGGCGGAAAAGCGACAACCGGAUGGUGCAUAGAAACUUCUGCGACAACGGCAAGAAGCCGAAGCCAAUCCGGCGGCGUUGUAACCUCCAGGAGUGCUCCCAGCCAGCCUGGGUGGCCGAGGAAUGGGGUGCCUGCAGCAGGUCCUGCGGCAAGCUGGGGGUGCAGGCGCGGGCGGUGCAGUGCGUGCAGCGCUUGCAGGACGGCACCAACCGAACCCUGCACACCAAAUACUGCACCAGCCAGCGGCCCGAGACGCGUCGGCCCUGCAGCCGCCUGCCCUGCCCCGCACAGUGGAGGACGGGCGCUUGGUCGGAGUGCUCGGCGAGCUGCGGGGAAGGCGUCCAGCAGCGGCAGGUGGUAUGCAAAGGCAGCGAGAGUGGUGGGCGCUGCGAGGGGGACAAGCCGGAGGCCGUCCAGGGUUGCCACGUGGCCCUCUGUCCGGGAAACCUCUCCAGCAUCACCGCCAGCGCCGACGCCGACCACCACGGCACGCACAAAGGGCAGCGGGUGCCCCAGGACGGGGCCAAAAAUCCUGUUAGCAAGAUCUCCUCCAGGGAGCCUUGCCUUGGGGACAAGUCCAUCUUCUGCCAGAUGGAGGUCCUGGCUCGCUACUGCUCCAUCCCCGGCUACAACAAGCUCUGUUGCGAAUCCUGCGGCAAGAAAGCCUCCUCCACCACCGGCUCGCCCCCGGCCACCGGCCCCAGCGCUCCCCCGGGAACCGCGGCUCCCAGCCCCGCUCCGCCGCUCUCCCCCGACCCCACCGCCCCUGCACGGGGGGGACCCGGUGUGGACCCCACGCCGGCACCUCGGGCCGGGCCAGUUGCCGGUGGAGGAGGGAUGCCCAGCAGCGGUGCUUUCCCCGGGGGGCUGCCAGCCCUGAGGGAGCCAGGCAGGGGCCAGGCAGGCAGGUAACCCACUCGGGACCACCUCGCCGCGGGGCAGGGGAAGCCUUUCACCUCCCUCCCUUCCUCCCUUUCCUCCUCCUCCUCCCACUCUUUUUCCUCUCCUCUCCGUUUCCAGUGAUGGUUUUCAUGGGUGGCACUGCCAGGUUUGGAAAUGACCUGGCUCACCCAGAAAUUCCCGGGAAAACCACUUUUUUCUCAUGAUCUCCCCUGCCCUCCCAGCUGUGGUGUGGGGUUUUUUUUUUUGACAGCGCCACAGAAAAAACAGGUGAAAAGAAGCAAAAAAAAGCAACAGCGGCUUGGCUGCGGGUAGAUGGGCUGCUUCCUCCCAAGGUGCUAAAAAAAGAUUGGGGGGGGGCUUUAAUGUUGUUUUUUCCUUCCCCGUGCCCCCAAGAUGUGCUGGAGAGGAGGGUCCUGGCUCGGCGGUUCAGCCUCAGUGCUCGGAGCUUGGGAGUAGCAAUGGGAGGGUGCUGCGAAUUUGGGGGGACAAGCAACUGGAGGGAGGUGGUGAGGUGGGGAGGGGGACAUGUCAGGAAAUGCCCACACUGCUGCCCGGGGCUGUCUAUGUUGGGGUAGAGGGUUUGGGAAGCAUGUCUGGGGGAAUGAUGGAACAUGAAAACCAAUAGACCAGCUUCUGUCCUGCAUUGCAGGAUAAGCAGGAGAUGUUCCAGGCGACUUUAACAUGAGCAAUAAGAACAAGGUCAAAGACCAAAAAUACAUGUAAAAAAUGCCUGUCACCUGGCGGUGACUUUUUAGCCAGUACUGCCCUUGGCCAGCCUUGAGCUGAUACUGAUGCGCAGCCUCCCCAGGACCACCAGCCUCAUCCCUGCACCCUUGUACCCAGUGCCUGUGGGGCAUCAACUUCCAAAGAGGGAAAUGGGGACGACUGGGAAGCCAGGAAUGGAUUUUAGGGGCAGUUACAAAGAAAGGAGAGAGGAAGAUUAAUCUGCGUCCUUUUUGUCGCUUGGGAGGGGCUGAAAGGGAGAUGAUUAAUGCCGUUAAAAAAUAUUGUGCCAAGUACUAAACGUAUGCACAGCACUUUAGGAGCCUAGGGCUGCGUGCAGCUUGCUUGGUGUCAGGCCAGCUCUGGGCACAGGGUCUGCCUGGAGGAGUUACAGUCCUCAAAACCUCCCCAGAGUGGGGUCAGGCAGCCUGCUGUGUCCCCGAGGGGUAUCCCUGAGGGGUGUCCCGGAGGGGGCUGCCGCGGUUUCGGUGCUUAGGGGUGUGCAGCCUCCCAGGUGAGGGCAUCCAGCACCUCCAGGUGCAGUGGCAGGGGAAGGUGGGCUUCCCUGGGGGAUGAACGCUGGUAGGGAGGAGGUUUUGGGGGACAGAGAGGUGGAGUCCGAGGAAGGCAAGGCUUGGCAGAUAGACCAGUUUGGUAUCGCAAAGCAGGAUCUCUUGGGAGCACGUGCGUGGCGUGGGUGCAUCCGCUGGCCCUGAUGGUGUCGCUUCCCUGGCUGUCCGAUGAGCAGGAUGGGGCAUCUCGAGGGGCACUGUUUAGUAAGCUCUUCAGGUGUCCAGGGCUU
Harpia harpyja (harpy eagle) is the source of this 5068-nucleotide messenger RNA. RefSeq names its product ADAM metallopeptidase with thrombospondin type 1 motif 14 (gene ADAMTS14). Bases 34 to 3552 code for a protein of 1172 amino acids. NCBI's taxonomy places the organism in Eukaryota, Metazoa, Chordata, Aves, Accipitriformes, Accipitridae. The record is from RefSeq and is a predicted model, not a curated record. Gene Ontology annotation, biological process: proteolysis; extracellular matrix organization. The transcript is spliced from 22 exons. Gene Ontology annotation, cellular component: extracellular matrix. Gene Ontology annotation, molecular function: metalloendopeptidase activity.